Molecule: messenger RNA, 2580 nt
Organism: Durusdinium trenchii
Lineage: Eukaryota; Dinophyceae; Suessiales; Symbiodiniaceae
Source: the annotation of a GenBank genome assembly
AUGCGCUGGCCCACGACGGCCAGGUCCCAGCGUCCCAUGGAGGAUGCCACAGGCGGCUUGACCUUGCAGGAGCUUGAUUGGCCGAACCUGCAUGGCUUCUCCUGCGGUGCCUCGGGGGUGCUCUUCCUCUUCGAACUGGUGAGGUUUUGCUUGGGCCAACCACCCUCCGACAUUGAAUGCUACGCUGCCGCGUUGAUCUACUCCGUGGUGUAUGCCACCAGGUUCGAUGGCAUUCGCAACUUGGCGCCGCACUUCAGAGACCGGUUCCGGCCCUACUAUGUGCCGGGCCUCGUCGGCUUGAUGUAUUUCCACUGGCUGGAUACAGUGGACAUGUUGAACCAGUGGUUGGACCCACGGUACUGGGAGCAUGUGGUUGUGGACCUGCCCGACCAGGCGUGGACCAUCGCGGACGUGAGACUCACUGGGCUCUUUAUGUACCCCAAGGCACAUGAGACCAUCACUGUGGGACAGGCCAUUUGCUGGGCUGCAACUACGGAGUGCGGGGGCUCGUCCAACUGGUCUGUCACUCCUGACUUGCCUGAGGGGCUUGUGUUAGACAGCUCUUCAGGGAAGAUCACUGGAGCCGCCAAGGAGAUUUGUGAGCCGAAGAGCUACGAGAUCACGGCCACAAAUUCUGGGGGCAAGGCGGCGGUCACCUUGGGACUCGAGGUCAGGGCUGGGCGACCGAAGGGACCAGUCUAUCCAGUGCCCGAGGACGGCCUGGUGUUGCAUGUGGGUGAGCCGUUUGAGCUAGCGCCAGAGGAUGCUGGAGCCGAUGUGACUUUCAGCAUAAGUCCCAGCCUUCCUGCUGGCCUCCACAUAGACGAGGCCACGGGAUGCAUUAGCGGGACACCUACAGAGGAAACCGCAAGGACCGAGUACGAGGUUACAGCCAGCAACAUGUCUGGCAGCGAGGCAGCGAGCCUCGCCUUGACCGUAAAGGCGGAACAGGUCAGCAAUCUGAGAUACCCGGAGUUGAACGACAGCUACCAGCUGGGUGAAGAGAUUUGCUUGAGACCUGAGGUUCAGGGAGCCGUAUCAAGAUUCUCCGUGGCCCCGCCCCUGCCGGCUGGGCUCAGCUUGAAUGAAGCCACAGGUGAAGUCACUGGAGCUUUUGACGCCAUUUCAGAUGGGUCCUCCCAUGUCGUCACAGCUGCUGGAGAGGACAAUGCCACCAGCACUGAGCUGAUAUUCAUCGUGGUCGUUCCACCUCCGUCCAACUUGAGCUAUCCGAUGGCAAGCCUCUCAUAUGCCUUGGGCGAGCCGGUGUCCAUCGAAGCCGAGUUGGAGGGGUCAGAUUGCCGCUUCAUGGUGGAGCCAGCUCUGCCAGAGGGCUUGACCCUUGAUGCGGAGAGCGGUUGCAUCAGCGGCACCCCCGAAGCGCAGUGUCCAGAGACAACGUACAAGAUUACUGCCACCAACGCUUCAGGGAGUGCAGAGACAUCUCUUAGCUUUCAGGUGGAGGAGGUCCAGACAGUGGAUGCUGAGAACAUCGACCAAAACUUUGCCGAGAUGUUGGAGGCCAUCGAAGACUUGGCAGACAUGGUGGAGGAGCCAUCCAAGGUGAAGUCGUUUGGAGACUGGAUGAUUUGGAUGGUCCACCGUGCGCACUUGAACGAUCCCACGUUAACAGACUUCAACUUCAACAACAUGCACAUGCCCCCGGCGCACUUGGAGGCCAGAAUAGCCCCCAAGUUGGCCAAGGCAAUGGCGACCAACACGCACAUCACAAUCCUCUCCCUGGUCAACUCCAACCUGCACAAGGCCGAGGGCAGCGUCCUGGCGGCUUCCCUGGCAGUGAAUACCACUGUCGUCCAUGUCAACUUGGAGAACAAUGUCCUAGACUCCUCAAGCGUGAAAGAUUUUGCCACAUCUAUUCUGCAGAACCCAAGCAGUAAAAUUGAAACGCUGCGGUUCAACCAGCAGAAGGGCGUGGGAAAUUGCUUCGGCCGGCCGGUGGAAGAAGCCUUCGGAGCGCUCUUGGAAAAGAACGAUACCUUGCUCAGGUUGGGCUUAAACUGCAACGACGCCCACUGGCGGAACCUCAUCGACCGGGCCCUGCUCCGAAACAAUGACUACGCUAGGAGGCGACGGCGAAAGCAGAGCGGUGGUGAAGAGGAUGAGGUGCAGGCCGAGGAGAAGUCUUUACGGCGCUUGAUGCUCACCGUGCCACCUCAGGGCAAGGCAGUCCUGGCCAAGGAUGGGCCACAGAGGGCGGUGCAGGGCUUCGUAGUGGCGCAACGGAAGUUCCCCACCUCGUCGCAAUUGCAGAACUACGCCAAAGGCAUUGGCAUUCCAUUGAAGUACAGCGAAGGAGCUCCAGCCCUCCGGGACUUCCGUGCUGCUGUCUUGGAUGCGGCCAAAACCACGAAGGUCACAGUGGCAGAUGCCUUCGAGGUGGAUGUCAGUGGGACCAUGAAGUCUUGGUCCAUUGAAAAUGACAAGUGGACUUUGGACAUAUGGGCGGAAGGAAAGAGGUUCAAAUACAAGUCCUCAGCCGGCAAAGAGGUGGCACUUGGGGUCUCUGAACAGUGGGCUGCCUGGCUGGGUGAGGGUGAAACUGCCGGGUAUCCAUCGUGA